AGUCAGUCACGACUGGACCUAAUGGUCAGGGGUCCCUUUACCUUUACGCAGCAUUUUGGGGAUCAAGCACCCACUGAGGGAAAAAGAAUAUGGCAACCUCAUGUGGGAUAUAAGUAGAAAGAAAGUGGGCACUGUUCAGUGUGGAAAAGUAUAAAUGUUUUGGCCUGUACAAGAGCGUUUUUUGUGCCGCAGAAUACAGUCUUUGCGAGCUACCAUUUUAUGAGAAGACUGGUGAAAGCAAAAGUGGGUUGCGUCAGGCUCUCUCUUGGAUUCCCUACCAAGCCAUUUUUGCCUGAGCGGCUGUGAAGAAAGAGUGUGCUCAAGCAUUUCGACCGCCUUUCCGUGCGUUGGGGAGGGAGGACAAAGGACCGUUCCCAAUACAGCAUGAGGGAAACGGAAAAUUGGUUUGCCCAAGAGAGGAAAGAUCAGAGGAACUGCAGGCAAGCUGGAAGCAAAGAAGCUGGAUAAGGAAAAGAGUUUGCCCAGGGCUUGAGGCGGGACUAGGCCACAGGCCUUUGCUAAAGUAGUUGUAUCAUUAGGCAAGGGCAGCCGAGGUUUCCCUGUUGCAACACAGCAAGCAGCCACAUCUCUGGUUGCAGGGCUUGAACUCAAAUGCUUGCAAAUGCGACCACUGGAAUGUUCUACCACCUCACCAUGCAUGAAUUCAUGAAGCCACAAUAGAUGCAAAGGGAAAUUCAGCCCCCCCACCCCACAGCAAACUGGUGCUGAAUGCUGACAGAAAUAGGAGUCAACCACUGAAAAAUGAGGCAGGUAUCAAUGGGCUUGGGAAAGGAACUUGGAGGUUUGCAAAAGAAUGACAAACCUAAGGGAGCAGCAGCAGCAGCAACAAGACCCAGCCCAAAUGAGGGCCGAGUAAUGUCAGCAGUUUUGGGGGUGGCCGAUGGGUGGAAUAGCCUACUGAUGAAGGAAAUGGCUGGCCAUUGGAAGUUGAGACUGCAGUGCGGCUUUUUGCCCCUUCUGAUAAACUCUGGUAGCCCCGAUGCCUAUGAGCUUGGCAAGAAUUGAGCCAUGCUCAUUGAGCUCAUUGCUGCUUAAAGGAACGUCCUGGGUAUACCAAAUAGUUUUUUUAAAAAAAUUAAAGGGCCAGCAAAGGAAGCUGCUUUCUACUGAGUAUCUAACUGCAUUCCCAACGACAACUGACAACUGGCUCUUCCAAGGUCUCGGGCAAAGGUUCUUGGCCAAGAUGCGGUGGGUACAGCUGUUUGUGUGCCUGGUGCUUGGAGGGUCAGCUUCUUCUCUGCAGUGCCCCGAUGGCCAUAGCUGUAAGGGAUCCUCUGUUUGUUGCAAGCUCUCUGGAGAAGAUGGAUAUUCCUGCUGUGACCAGCCUCAGUUCACAGCUGCCUCCCUGCGCAUGUUCCCUCCCCAAGACAACUCUCUCCACCAGGUGGCGGAGCCCUCUGGUGUUGCGUGCUUAGACGGCCGUGUGUGCCCGGCGGAAUACUCCUGCCUGCGUACUCCAGACGAUGACUUGGCCUGCUGCCCCUGGAAAGAGGGCAUCUCCUGUGCUGGCGGUCACUAUUGCUGCCCCCUUGGCUCCCGCUGCAGUCCUGACGGAAAAUCCUGCUCUAAGAGUGAAGCUCCAACCUUUCCUGCCAGAGUCGGUGCUGUUCAGUGUCCAGAUGGGGAAUCGGAAUGCCCAAAUGAGUCUACUUGUUGUAUGAUGCCCGAUGGAGUCUGGGGGUGUUGCCCGAUGCCUGAGGCAUUGUGCUGUGAAGACAAGAUCCACUGCUGCCCACACAACACAACUUGCGACCUGCCACACGCACGGUGCUUUGCAGCCUCCGGGGAGCACCCUCUUUGGAAGAAGUUCCCAGCGAGCAGGCGAGCGGUUCUGUUGGAUUCACCUCGGAACAGUCUCUGCCCAGGUAAUCAGUCCAGCUGCCCGGAUACAGACACCUGCUGCAUUCUCUCGACGGGCCAGUAUGGCUGCUGCCACCUACCCAAUGCUGUCUGCUGCAGCGACCACCUUCACUGCUGCCCACAGGGCACCAAGUGCGACUUGGAGCACUCGCGAUGCACUAUGACCCCGCAGAGGUCAUGGCCCAUCUUGCACCUCACUACGGACCUCCGCCAAACAGUCGGUGUUGUCCAGUGCGACGAUGAGCACACCUGCCCAGAUGGGAACACCUGCUGUCUGCGAAGCCCAGGCGAAUGGGGGUGCUGCCCAUUGGAGGAGGCUGUCUGCUGCUCAGACCACGUCCACUGCUGCCCAAAGGGCUACACAUGCAAUGUGGCCGCGGGGACCUGCGACGAAGGCGGCAGAAGCAUCCCGUGGCUGGCAAAAGCAGAGCCACGCUCCCCGCCUGCGAGCUCUGCGGGCACGGCAGUGCCGUGCGAUGCCCACACGGAAUGCCCAGAAGGGCACACCUGCUGCCGUCUGUCAUCGGGCGCGUGGGGCUGCUGCCCCUUGCCAGAGGCCAUCUGCUGCAAGGACGGCUCCCACUGCUGCCCUGCCAACUACCAGUGCAACUUGUCGGAAGGCACUUGCACCAAGAACGGAGGCAGCAUCCCUUGGCUGGAGAAGAAGCCGGCCGUCGUUGGCUUCGCCUCUUUGAGCAGGAACGUGAAAUGCAACGAGGAGUUCAGCUGCGCAGAUGGGCAGACGUGCUGCACGGCCGGAGCGCUGGGCUGGGCGUGCUGCCCUUUCCCACAGGCCGUCUGCUGCUCUGACCAAAAGAAUUGCUGCCCUGGGGGCUACACCUGUGACGUGGAACACAGCUCCUGCGUCCAAAGCAGACAACCUUCCUGGCAGGUCUCGAUGGCUCUCAUUCAGCCGAGGGAGGUGAAGGACAUCAGGUGUGACGACAAGGCGAGCUGCCCAGACGGGCACACCUGCUGCCGGAUGCCCUCGGGCGAGUGGGGGUGCUGCCCUUUCCCAGAGGCUGUCUGUUGCCCAGACCGUGUCCACUGCUGCCCCAAAGACUACACUUGCGAUCCAGGUCAGAAAACCUGCCAGUCGCCGCAGCACUCUCUGCCUUGGGCUCCCAAGCAUCCUGCCGGUGUGACUCAGAACCGUGGCAUCCAGUGCAACGACACAUCCAGCUGCGAGGAAGGGCAGACCUGCUGCAGGGAUGUCUCGGGCGGGUGGAGCUGCUGCCAGCUACCCAACGCUGUUUGCUGCGAGGAUCACAAACACUGCUGCCCCUCGGGCUACACCUGCAACGUGGCAGCUCAGACAUGCGAGAAGCAGUUCUGGCCCAGGCUCCUGCCUGCAGGAGGUCUGCUGAGUUCCUCGCGCGCCCCCACGUCCGGCCGGGAUGUGUUGUGCGGUGAUCAGCACUACUGUCACGACCACCAGACCUGCUGCAAGUCCAGCUCAGGCGGAUGGGCCUGUUGCCCUUACGACAAGGGCUCCUGCUGCUCUGACAAACGCCACUGCUGUCCGUCUGGCUUCCGUUGUUCCUGGAGGGGCACUGAAUGCAUUAAACAGAAGCCACUCCGCUGGGACACAAGUGCCUUCACCCAUCGCUCUACCCAAGCACAUGGGUUGCUCUGAAGUGCCUUUUCGUUUCUGGGCUCUCCCAAUACUCGGGCGCUGGAGCGAGCUCUGCUUUUUUUCAGGGAGGGACAUUUGUGAGUGUGUGCAGGAGAGAUGGCGACUUCUGCCAGUUUGCUGUUCUGAUCAGGAAGGGGAUUCCUGCUGCCUUACGCUUGCCCCCUGCGUGGAUGAAACUCUCUUCUUUAGAGGCAUUGCCAGAGAGAAUAAAUCCUCUCUCUCCCCCUUCCUCCAAUGCCCACCAGGGACCCCUGGCUUCACUGCCAUGCCCCAGUCGUAGCUGCAGGCUGGAAGGCUUGCCAUCUUUGGCUUCUUGUCCUGGGCCAAGAUUUAUGCAAGCUUGGGGGUCUUGCUCUGUCCCUGCAGUCCUCUUUACCAAAAUUGUUUUUGAUUACUUUUGUGCUGUUUCUUAAAAAAAGAAUAAAUCUUGACACUGGAUUGGCAGUUGUUUGCUGCUAUGCUUACCAACGA
This is a messenger RNA of Podarcis muralis (Common wall lizard), 3988 nucleotides long. It is a transcript of the gene GRN, whose product is annotated as granulin precursor. The record is from RefSeq and is a predicted model, not a curated record. Gene Ontology annotation, cellular component: extracellular region. Lineage: Eukaryota; Metazoa; Chordata; Lepidosauria; Squamata; Lacertidae.